Messenger RNA from Pyrenophora tritici-repentis Pt-1C-BFP, 1236 nucleotides. Its product is annotated as Metaviral-G domain containing protein. NCBI's taxonomy places the organism in Eukaryota, Fungi, Ascomycota, Dothideomycetes, Pleosporales, Pleosporaceae. The record is from RefSeq and is a predicted model, not a curated record.
AUGACGACAUUUCUCAAUUCUCCAAGCUCGCCGAAGCCGGUACACGGCACUUUCUAUGAUGACGAACGUAGCGUCCGGGAAUCUUCGAGACAUACGGCCAAUCUUUCAGGCGCGACCAUGUUGGAUUUGAUCAGCGGUCCGGAGGGAACCAUAGCCGCUGCCUACAACGAGGCAACCACGCCUACGAAACCGACGUCGAGAUCAAAACGGGUUCCCAAUUUCUCUGCCACAAAGUCUCAGCUGCGACAGACGAACCGGACACUGCUUGAAAUCGUUCAGAAUAUCCAGGCCGAACUCGCAUUCCAGAGAGAAGCCAUGCUUGACAUGCAAACGCGCAUUUACCACCUUGAAACCAGGCCUUGCAACCAUGUCAGUAACAACACCAGCCACGAUAUUGAGUUGAGCCCCCCAAAACUCCCGUCCCGCAAGCGAUCCGAGAUCAGAGCCAAGCCCGUAAAGAGCACUACUCGCGAAACCCCAAGACGUCGAGAUGCGCACCAAAAACACGGCGAGAAGCGGGGUGCUACCAAUAAAGAAGGCGCCUUCUGGAAGUCCCCCACCCGUUUCUCCGGCUUCAACUUCAACUUCGAUCUGCUAGAAACCGUACCCAGCUCAAGAGACGCACCAGAAGUAAUUCCAGUCUCGCCCCCCGUACCAGAAAAAGACGAGCAACACGACCCAUUUGCCUCUGGUGGAAAGCGUAAAACAACACCACGCAUCACGCGUGUAUUAACCGGGGAACCCACAGCCAUGUACCACGACGUAGUCAGCGACAUCAGGGAGCACGUCAUCGACUUCGACCGCGUCAGGACGCCCAUACCACCAAUCCUGCAAUCCCCCCCGCGCAGCUCCCGCAGCAAGCUCAACACGGCAAACACAGCCACGACAAACAGCCGCGACGACGAAAUCACCGCUCUACCCCAAGUCCCCGUGCUCGCCCCGCCGUCGUCCAUGGACGAACCGCAACACCACCGCAAAGGCAUCAAGAGCCUCUUCAUGUACAGGACCUUUUCCAAAAGCUACAAUAAGUCGGAUUUUGCCCCCAGCACUGGGGAUCGUCGCUCCGGCGCACGCCAUAACCACCACAACCAGAACUAUCGGGAAUUCGAUAAUUUGUUCACUUCCAAGACGACGAAUGGGGAGCGCUUUCAGUUGGCUGUUACGCCGACGAUUCCGUUGCAGGAUCUUUAUCAUAGGUAUCGUCUUGAGCAGCAGCAGCAGACGGUGAGGGCGUAA